Gossypium arboreum is the source of this 591-nucleotide messenger RNA. Its product is annotated as DEK domain-containing chromatin-associated protein 2-like. Gene Ontology annotation, cellular component: nucleus. Gene Ontology annotation, molecular function: DNA-binding transcription factor activity. The coding region runs from base 1 to 591 and encodes 196 amino acids. Lineage: Eukaryota; Viridiplantae; Streptophyta; Magnoliopsida; Malvales; Malvaceae. The record is from RefSeq and is a predicted model, not a curated record. Gene Ontology annotation, biological process: regulation of DNA-templated transcription. The transcript has 4 exons.
AUGGCGACGGAAACCCUAGAUGACAAGAAAUCGGAGGAAGAGAAGGUGAUAGAUAAAGAAAAUGAAGAGGGAAAUAAGGAGGUUUUGGAUAAACAAAUGGAAGUUGAAGAGAAGGAGAACGAGGAAGAGAAGAGGGGGGAGGAGGAAGAAGAAGAGAGUGAAGAUGAAGGGACUAAAAGGGUCAAAGGUAGUAGUAGAAAGGGGAGUUCUAGGAAAUCUAGUCGAGAUUCGACUGAGAAGAAAGAGCCAGUGACGCCUAGUAGUGAUAAGCCUACAAGGGAAAGGAAAGUCGUAGAAAGGUAUUCAGCUCCUUCUGUUGCAAGGUCUUCCUCGUCUAAAACUCUGUCAAUUGAAAAGCUUGUGAAAGAAGCCAUUCUGUCUCGUAUUCAUGGCUUAGCUCUUAAAACAACUGUUGCUGCGGGAAACUGGACCUGGGAACAUGCAAAACUUAAAGCUAGAGUGAAGACUUUACAAAGAAACCUGAGGCAUUACGAAGGAGAAGAUAUCCAGAAUUUGAGUCUUAGAGAGCUUCAAAAUUUGGAGCAACAACUUGAUUCUGCCCUUAAACGCAUAAGAUCCAAAAGGGUUUAA